GAACCAAAGCAAAGAAACAAUCAAUCAACCAACCAAUCAGGCAAACAACACAAAAGAACAGAUCACAAUAGAACAGAACAGAACCAUCGUCUGUACAAGAAAAGAAAGCCACCGUGAUGUUUCGUCGAAGCACUCUUCCUAUUCUAGCACUCGCAAUUUCCGGCACGCCUCUGUGGCUAGACAGGUUGCACGCGUUUGCGUGGGCAUUGGUAGUCCACGGGGGAGCACUUUCCAGGCAUGCUAGCUCGCCGGUCCCAGCGGUUGCGGUUUGGCCCCCGAUCGGCGGGAAUGCCAACGCCAAUGUCCACGCCCACCGAAAGGGUCGUUCAAGGAUGUGCAACAGAAGCAGCAACAGAUGCGGCAACGGCAACGCCGGCCCCCUUCAUUCCUCGGUGGCAUCGCCCUACAGGGACGUGGGGGGCAGCGUGGAAGACGGCAGCGAAGGCCAAAGCGAAAAGGAUGCCCCCGGCGAACAGGAAUCCUUGUUCCAGAGCCGGGAAAAGGACCCCGGGGCCCAGGGGGAGGCCCUCUCCGAGCUCUGCUUGCUCCUGGGGGCGGAGCGGGGGGGCCUCCUGCGCCUGGGGGCCGACAAAACCACCGGGCUCAGGGGCCUGUACCUGGGCCGCUCGGUCCGGAGCGGAGCCGCCCUGCUGGAGGUCCCCCUGUCGUCCUGCCUGAGGGACGACGCCCCGCCGUCCUGGCUUCCCGAGGCCGCGAGGAAGGACCCGCACGCCUGGGCCACCCGGCUGGCGGCCGGCCUGGCCGAUCUCGCGCUGCGAAAUCCCGCGGAACGAACCCAAGACGAAGAGAGAACCGAGCGCGAACGCGAGCGCGAAACCAAAGCCCCCCAAGGCGAGACCGAAAGGGCACAGAAACUGUGGUGGUCCCUGCUCCCGGACCAGGAGCACCUCGGUGCCUCCCUCCCGGUCCACUGGCUGGAGGCGACCGUCCUCAGCGCCAGGUCCACCGCCCUGGAGAUCGCCGUCGACUCGGCCUUUUUUGCCCGCGCCGAGGCAGUGGACGACCUGGUAAAGGGACUGGAGCAAUCCCCCUACGCGGAGCGAUGGAAGGGCAGCGGCAGCGGCACGAGCAGCGGAACGAGCGCGAAAGAGCUCGCCCACCACGUCCUCGACCUGGUGCAGACCCGGUCGUGCCGGCUGGAAGAGGGGGGAGGCAGUGGGGAGGACCUCGGCCGCGCCCUGGUCCCGGUCUUUGACUUUCUCAACCACGGAUCGAGAAGGGCCGGGGACGCCAAUGCGUCGUUUUCGGUGGAGGAGGGAGGAAGCAACCGCGGAAAGCGCCUCGUCGUCCGCGCGACAAAAGACAUUGCGGAGGGCAGCGAGGCCAGGAUCGACUACGGGGCCAGCGCCCGGCCCGCGUGGAGGUGCCUCCACUCGUACGGCUUUGUGUCGGACUACAAGCGGACGGUCCCGGCCAAGGAGGGGGAGACCGGCCAACGCAACGACAGAGACAACAACAGCAACAACAACGGACGCGAACGCGACGAGGACGCGCCGGACAACCUCGCGGAGGUCUACAUGAAGGGCGUGCGGUACGAGGUGACGGACGAUUCCAUACCGGCGGACAUGGUGGCCGAUGCCUCGCCGCUGGAAUGGGUGGGUGUGGACGCGGACGGCCUGGCGGUCGGGGAGGCCCCCUCCCCGCCCGUCAUCGUCCUGACCCCCACCAUUGCCUCGAGGAUCGCGGACCGCAUCGCCGACGCCGCCUACUACCUGCUGCUGGAGCCGGAGCAGAUCCUGGACGGCGACGAAGGUUCGUCGAUACCGCCGACGCCCUUUGAGGUAAUCUCGCACCAGCUCGCGGCGAGGCUGCGGUGGACCCAGCACCGGAUACUCCUGAGCUGCGCCGCCGGCCUGACGCAGUUUGCCAAGGAGGAGGAAUCCAGGUUUCGGUAGCCAGCCGCGUGUUGCGGGCCGGUUCGAUUUUACUUUAUUGGAUUGGUUUCGAUUCGAUUCGAUUGGAUUCGAUUCGAUUCGAUCCCCCCGUUCGCGCUAGGAAAAACACACAC
Molecule: messenger RNA, 2029 nt
Organism: Pseudo-nitzschia multistriata
Lineage: Eukaryota; Bacillariophyta; Bacillariophyceae; Bacillariales; Bacillariaceae
Source: the annotation of a GenBank genome assembly